AUGCUAUACACGUACUCUCAUUCAAUUACCCUAAGGGCAUUGCGUUCUCAACUCCUCCGACAGGCCCACACUGCUCGCUUCACCACCACAACCCGACGAGCAGAAGAGAUCACCCCCGAAUCCCAAUCCCAACUCCCCUACUUCAUCCAUCGCACCAAAACCAACAACCUCCCCGUCUACGAGGAACUCCGCGGGAGCAAUAAGAAGGAAACACGGAUCCGCAAGGUUGAUGGAGACCUUAAUGCACUGAAAGGCCAUGUAAUCAAUCAUUUGGGUAUCGAUAAAGAGUCGGUCUCAAUCAACGGGCGCACGAGACAUGUUAUAAUUAAGGGAUGGUUUAAGAAGGAUCUAUCGUCAUGGUUGCAGGGGCUAAGAUUUUAA
Messenger RNA from Morchella importuna, 381 nucleotides. RefSeq lists its product as uncharacterized. Gene Ontology annotation, biological process: translation. The record is from RefSeq and is a predicted model, not a curated record. Gene Ontology annotation, cellular component: ribosome; mitochondrial large ribosomal subunit. Bases 1 to 381 code for a protein of 126 amino acids. The transcript is spliced from 2 exons. NCBI's taxonomy places the organism in Eukaryota, Fungi, Ascomycota, Pezizomycetes, Pezizales, Morchellaceae. Gene Ontology annotation, molecular function: structural constituent of ribosome.